AUGUCUCGAAAUUUAUUACCAUUCUUAUACCAAACGAGGACACUGCAACUGGGUUGCAGACGUCCCGCUUCCAUUCUUUUCACACAAAAAGCUGGUGUGGCGACAACGUCCUGUCGAUCCGGAAGAUUCGAUAAUUCAAUCCCCUUCGAAUUUGACGAGGAUGAGCUGGAACCUAGUGGGAAGCCUCUUGUAAAGGAACAAGGGGAAGAAGAUGCUGGUCCAGAUGGUACCCUUACACCGACGGAAACCGAAAUCUUCAAGAGUAUCUUCGAUGAUAUCUCUCAUGCCCGGUUACGUCAAACCAAGAAGCCCGCUCAGACCGGAGAUACUCAGCCUACACCAAAACCAAUUGAAUCUGACCUGGUAAAGGAGAACAUAGGAAACACUCUGGUUGAAAAGGCUCGAGGUGCCAACAUGGAAUAUCUAAAAAAGUAUCCGUCUUCGCUGCGAAAGGCUGCAGAGAACGCUCUUGGCAAGUUUGAGUCUGCGCCCAAACGUCCUAAGCUUUACAACUUGGCUGAACUGGACAAGGAAGAGAAGACUCAGGCGCGGAAAUGGAAAGAGUACGAAGAACGAAAGGAAAAGGAACACGAAAGAAUUUCCAAGUUGAUGAGGGAUUGCAAGACCGACGUCGAGUUGUGGGAUGUUAUGGAGAGGGAGGUUUUCUCCCUUCCUGAGAAGCUGGGCAUUGUCGAAGGACCAAAGAUUGAGACAAGGGGACGAAAGCCCAAGAAUGCAACCGCAGCACAGAAGACAAAAAAGUCCAAAGCCAAAGAGGAGACCAAGGAUGCCAGCAUUAUCAUGGAUGUCCAUGGACACCUAUAUCCUCAACUACUCUCCUAUGGCCUACAGCUUCUGGACAGUGCAUUUGAAAAGCCCUCUAUGCUGGCUUUUGAUGUCUUCCCCCGAAUCAAGGAACUUGGUCUCUCCUCAUACGUGCUCGGCGUAUCCACGCCCCUUUUCCUCAAGCUCGCUGAUAUUCACUGGAAGCGCUACGGCGACGGUGUGGCUGCAUUUGAUACCUUGGAUGAGAUGAAGCCACUCGGCAUCUUCCCGACCCAACCCGAUAGGCUUUUGGAAGUUGAGGAACUGGUCAAUAGGAUUUCCGAUCACCUGCACGGUUGCACUUGGGGAGCUCAAGGUCCGUUUGUCAUGGCUAUGAUGCAGGGACCUCCUUUUGAUGCUACUCUCAUGGCUCGUAUUGCACGCAUGAAGGGCAUGAUUGCGAAGAAGCACUUUUACAACGAAAGGGACGCGCGAAACUUGGCGCGGGACGAGGCGGUCAAGAGCCAGUAUCAAGAGGCUGUACAAUAA
Fusarium coffeatum is the source of this 1314-nucleotide messenger RNA. RefSeq lists its product as uncharacterized. NCBI's taxonomy places the organism in Eukaryota, Fungi, Ascomycota, Sordariomycetes, Hypocreales, Nectriaceae. Gene Ontology annotation, cellular component: mitochondrion. The transcript has a single exon. The coding region runs from base 1 to 1314 and encodes 437 amino acids. The record is from RefSeq and is a predicted model, not a curated record.